AUGGCUUUCACAAAAGGGACAAUGAUUCUCGUUUUUUGCGUCUUGGCGCUACUGACCUUACCGCAAUCCAACCAUGGAGGACACAUCUCAAUACUCGUCUCUGAAACCGGUCUUGAAUUCGCGAAAGAUUUCCUCAUCAACAAGGUGAUCGCUACGACGAUUCCGCUUCAGCUACCGAGCAUCGAGAAGAAGGUUAGAAUCCCUUUGAUCGGGAAAGUUCGAAUGGGUCUAUCUAAUAUUCAGAUUAACGCCGUUAAUGUUCAGUCGUCGAAGAUCGAGACAGGAGGAAAUGGGAUCGGUUUGAGUGUUUCAGGCGCAACGGCAGAUUUGAUCAUGGAUUGGUCUUAUCUCUAUAAAGCUUCCUUCUUUAAGAUUUCCGAUCAUGGAAACGCUUCUGUUAAGGUUAAUGGAAUGGAUUUGAAAACGACUGUGACUCUCGUUGAUAAUAAUGGAAGUCUAAAAAUAGCCUCAAGGGGAAGUGACUGUAAAGUGAGAAGCAUCGGUAUUCAUAUCAAUGGUGGUGCUUCUUGGCUAUAUCAAGGGUAUUGUUUUGUUUGA
This is a messenger RNA of Microthlaspi erraticum, 558 nucleotides long. The record is from the annotation of a GenBank genome assembly. NCBI's taxonomy places the organism in Eukaryota, Viridiplantae, Streptophyta, Magnoliopsida, Brassicales, Brassicaceae.